Messenger RNA from Didymosphaeria variabile, 3816 nucleotides. RefSeq lists its product as uncharacterized. Gene Ontology annotation, molecular function: lipid binding. The coding region runs from base 1 to 3816 and encodes 1271 amino acids. The transcript is spliced from 5 exons. The record is from RefSeq and is a predicted model, not a curated record. NCBI's taxonomy places the organism in Eukaryota, Fungi, Ascomycota, Dothideomycetes, Pleosporales, Didymosphaeriaceae.
AUGGCAGAGCAGCAGCAGCAGCACGCGCCAGGCGGCCACUAUUCGGGCGCCAAUCCGGUCCCGACUGUGAAGAAGUUUAUCCAGAACCUUGACAAGGACAAGGCCGAGCGGGAUCGCAAGCUGGACGAGCAGGACAGGGAGAGAAAGAAGCAGGCCGCAGCGACCGGAGAAGCCCUCCCCCACAAACCACAAAAGGCGGGGCUUGAGGGCACCCAGAAAGUUGUCACGGAUCCCACCACGGGCAGGGAGGUCACUAUCGAGGAUGUUAGCAAGUCGAUGAUGGAUCAGGUCGAGAAUCCUCAGCUUUCAGUGCCCAAUGCCAACCUCCAAAAGCCCACACCCAUAAAGACCGAUCCCAGCCAACCGUUAGCGGAAUACAAGCACAAUCAAGAUGUCACCGCCCCUCCUGAUCCAGUCGCCGAAGGCACAACUUCCGACGUGCCCAUUCAUGGCGAGAAGACCAACAUCUUGUUCCAUCCCACGCCGUCUGUUAGCUAUGAGCCCACAUUCGCCGCUCUGGAGAAGCGAGCCACGGUCCUAUGUGUUGGCAUACUAGUAGCCACUGUUGUCGUCGGCAAGAUGUUCGGUGGCAGAUUGUUGGGUCUCGUGCCUCUCGGCAUGUGUCUGUCGUCAGGAGUAUUCUUGUGGGUCAAGGAGGUUAUCCGUAGUGGAAGGGAAGUUGAGUGGGACAGCGAGAAGACGCGGGGGCAGAUGGCCACCGCAAACCUGCUCCCUGAGUCUGUCGAAUGGAUGAACACAAUGCUCGGCAUUGUGUGGGGACUGAUCAACCCCGAUAUGUUCCAAGGUGUAGCUGACAUGCUCGAAGAUGUCAUGCAGGCCUCCGUCCCCGGUGUUAUCGAGAAUGUCCGAGUUGCCGAAAUCAACCAGGGAAGCAACCCAUUGCGGAUUCUUAGCUUGAGGGCUCUCCCGGACUCUCACAUGUCAGAGAUGAAGCAAUCCAUCCACGAAGAAAAUAAGAAGACGAAAGACCCCCAAGAAGCUGCCGCAGACGAAGAAGGAGGUGAUUACUAUAACCUGGAAGUGUCAUUCGCAUACCACGCUCAGCCGAGCGGCAAGCGAGCAUCCGACCGGGCGCGCAACAUGCACAUGCAAUUGAUAUUCUACUUGGGGAUCAAGGGUCUCUUUGGUGUUCCGUUGCCAAUCUUCGUCGAGCUUCAAGGACUUGUUGGCACAGUGCGAUUACGAUUGGCUAUGACUCCCGAACCUCCGUUCUUGAAGACAUUGACUUUCACGCUGAUGGGCACCCCUCAAGUCGAGGCAGGCUGCAUCCCCAUGGUCGAGAAAGGUGUUAAUAUUCUCAACCUGCCCCUGAUCAGCAACUUCGUCAACUAUGCUAUCAAAGCAGCAGCGAGCAUGUAUGUUGCUCCGAAAUCAAUGUCACUUGAUAUGCGCGCCAUCCUCCAGGGCGACUCUAUCCAGAAGGACACUGAGGCUCUCGGUGUUAUGUGGAUCCGGAUCCACCGCGCGGUUGGCCUCAGCAAGCAAGACCGACGCGGUUCAAAACACGGUGGAAGCGACCCGUAUAUCACACUGGCGUUCAGCAAGUACGGAAAGCCUAUGUAUUGUACGCGCGUUAUCACCGAUGAUCUCAAUCCUAUCUGGGAAGAGACCACGGCACUCCUCGUCACUCCGGAACUCAUCAAAGCGAACGAAAACCUUAGUGUCGAACUGUGGGAUUCAGACAGGCACACCGCCGAUGACAUUGUCGGAAAGGUUGAGCUUUCGAUGCAAAAGAUGAUCCAGCACCCAGGAAAGAUGUACCCUCAAACUUCCAAGCUUGCGGGUAUGGAUGCAGACAGCGAAAUGCCGGGCGAACUUCAUUGGGAAGUCGGUUACUUCGGCAAACCAAAAUAUCGUCCGGCUCUGAGGACCGACGGUAAGAACCGCGCUCUUCCAGACGAACUGAAAGACGAUCCUGCUCUGCAAGACGAGAAGGGUGUCAUCAAUAACGAACAGGACGACGCAGUUAUGCACACACCUCCGGAUCCGCUUUGGCCAAGCGGUAUCUGCAGCGUUAUCGUCCAUCAAAUCGUAAACCUCGAACUUGAUAAUAUCCAGGGUACGAGUGGCUCCCGCAAGGGCCGCGAGUUUGAGCCGGCGAAGCCUUACGGAGAAGCCACCGAAGAGACAGGUGGCGAUCUACCCACUAGCUACUGCACCAUACUGUACAACGAUGAAUUGGUCUACAAGACACGUUCCAAGGCCGUAUCCUCGCAGCCUAUCUUCAACGCCGGUACCGAACGAUUCAUCCGUGACUGGCGAUCUGGAAUCGUCACUGUCACUGUUCGCGACCAGCGCAACCGUGAACACGACCCGAUCCUUGGUGUUGUCCCACUGAAGCUUUCCGAUGUCCUCGAGACGUCGUCGCAGGUCACACGAUGGUACCCGCUCGAUGGAGGUAUUGGAUUUGGCCGUGUCCGCAUUUCCUUGCUCUUCCGCAGCAUCGAGACGCGUCUACCUCCUCAUAUGCUCGGCUGGGAUGUCGGCAGCUUCGAGUUCUCAUCUGAUCGUAUCCUUGCAGUUGGCUAUGGUCACGCCGCGAAGCUCAAGUUGCGAACAGGCGGCAGCACCGGUAAGAUCGGUCGGUCCGGAGCUCAGAAGCUCGAUGAAGGCGAUGGGUACUACUGGGACCUCAAAGCGGACAAUGGUAAGCACAAUGUUCGCAUGCCGGUCAAGCACCGUUACAGAUCGCCCAUCGUUUUCGAAUUCCAUGUUGCGAACAAGCGCAAGGCAGCCGCGUACGCUAUUAUCUGGCUGCAGCAUUUCAUCGACAAUGAGGAUGCCGACAUCAACAUUCCUAUCUGGACGACGUCUAACCCCGCACGACUCACUCAGAACUAUAUCACCGAGGACAACUGCCAUAACGAGCCUGGACUCGAGGAUCUCCAAGAGCUCGGACGUCUGCAAUUCCGCGCACGGUUCAAAGCCGGCAUGGACGAGUCGCACGAGCAAUUCAUCGUGGACAAUGCAUCUCGCGAGACGUACGAGACCUGGGAGGCCUGCCUCACCGAAGGCGUGCGCACCCGCAAGGUUGAGAAGGAGCUCCCAGAGCGCAUCCAACAGCUGCACAACGAAUCGCUCACCGAAGGCCGCGAUAUCCUCAAGAACGCCGACCCAGAGGAGAAGAGGAAGUGGCUCGCGAAAGACGGUAUCGAUUGGUCCGGCGCUUUCGGCCAGGACCCUAAGGCCUAUCUUGAUACAAAGGGGAAGAAGAGGAGAGAGCCUGGUAGAGACGAGCCGCUUCACGACCCCUACCAUCCCUCUGAUGACGAGGAUCAUGAUGAUUCGGGGUUGGAUUCAGAGUCUUCGUCUGAUAUUGGAGUAGAAGAUGCGGAUACCGCUGGCCACGCCGGUAACAUGUCCGGCGGGCCCGGCGGUGGCAAACAAGCUCGCAAAGGCAACACGGAUGGCAAAGAUCAAAGCACCGGUCAGAACGGGAACCAGAACAGCAACGGAAAUGGGCCGAAUGGACACCUCAAACAUCAGGAAACCGACCUGUCGCCUACUUCGCCGACUUCGACUCGCGGUCCGCGCAUGUCACAGUCCACGGCGCGCACCGACACCACGGCCGAUUCUAGUGGUGGUAAUCUGUCGCCACAGAGCAGCAAGAGCAUUAACAAGCAGAAUAAGCGUACAGAGGAGCGCAAGCAGCGCGGCAUGAUGCAGUGGAAACCCGCGCGCAAUGCGAAGUUUGCAAAGGACCAGGCGAAGCUUGGUAUGGCAAAGCUGAAGAAAAAAGUCACGGGCGACCUGGACGGCAGACAGCCAGGUGUUGAGACUGAAACUGGGACUUAA